This is a messenger RNA of Nothoprocta perdicaria, 2855 nucleotides long. It is a transcript of the gene MAP3K7, whose product is annotated as mitogen-activated protein kinase kinase kinase 7. The record is from RefSeq and is a predicted model, not a curated record. The coding region runs from base 186 to 1760 and encodes 524 amino acids. Lineage: Eukaryota; Metazoa; Chordata; Aves; Tinamiformes; Tinamidae. Gene Ontology annotation, molecular function: MAP kinase kinase kinase activity; magnesium ion binding; ATP binding. The transcript has 16 exons. Gene Ontology annotation, biological process: protein phosphorylation; JNK cascade; positive regulation of canonical NF-kappaB signal transduction.
UUGGAAGAGGAGCCUUUGGUGUGGUCUGCAAAGCAAAAUGGCGAGCCAAAGAUGUAGCCAUUAAACAGAUAGAAAGCGAAUCCGAACGAAAAGCCUUCAUCGUAGAGCUUCGACAACUGUCGCGAGUAAACCAUCCCAAUAUUGUCAAGUUAUAUGGAGCCUGUCUAAACCCAGUGUGUCUUGUUAUGGAGUAUGCUGAAGGAGGUUCCCUGUACAAUGUGCUACACGGUGCUGAACCUCUGCCGCAUUAUACUGCUGCCCAUGCAAUGAGUUGGUGUUUACAGUGCUCCCAAGGAGUGGCUUAUCUCCACAGCAUGAAACCAAAGGCUCUAAUUCACAGAGACCUGAAACCACCAAAUUUGCUCUUAGUAGCUGGGGGGACAGUUCUAAAAAUCUGUGAUUUUGGUACAGCCUGUGAUAUUCAAACACACAUGACCAACAACAAGGGAAGUGCUGCUUGGAUGGCACCUGAAGUUUUUGAAGGUAGCAAUUACAGUGAAAAAUGUGAUGUUUUCAGUUGGGGUAUUAUUCUCUGGGAAGUAAUCACCCGUAGGAAACCUUUUGAUGAGAUUGGUGGUCCAGCUUUCCGCAUAAUGUGGGCAGUUCACAAUGGUACUCGGCCACCACUGAUCAAAAACUUACCUAAACCGAUUGAGAGCUUAAUGACCCGUUGUUGGUCCAAGGAUCCUUCACAGCGACCAUCCAUGGAGGAAAUAGUCAAAAUAAUGACACAUUUGAUGCGGUACUUUCCAGGAGCUGAUGAACCUCUGCAGUAUCCUUGCCAGUAUUCAGAUGAAGGCCAAAGCAACUCUGCCACUAGUACAGGUUCAUUCAUGGACAUCACUUCCACAAACACAAGUAACAAGAGUGAUGCUAACAUAGAACCAAGUGACUUUCAAGGAACUUCUACAAAUGACACUAUUAAACGUUUAGAAUCGAAAUUGGCACAGCAAAUGAAGAAUACAGCUAAGCAGCCGGGUGAUCCUGGCCGUUUGAGUUUACCCCCAUCUCGUGGGAGCAGUGUGGAGAGCUUGUCAGAUGUUCGUGGGCGACCACAGUCAGCCCUUGUUUCAGGAGAAGCCAAAAGGAUGAGUGCUGACAUGUCUGAAAUAGAAGCAAGAAUAGCUUCCACCACAGCAGGAAACGGACAGCAGAGGCGCAGAUCCAUUCAAGAUCUCAGUGUUGCUGGAACAGAAUCCAGUCAGGAGAGCAGAAACAGCAGUAGGUCAUCUAGUCCUAGUGUGAGAAUGAUCACUACCUCGGGACCAACCUCUGAAAAGCCAACUCGUAACCCAUGGACACCUGAUGAUGCAGCUGCUCUUGGAGAUAGCAUAGUCUUUGAGGGCAACACCUUAGUUUCUCUACCACGACUACUGUGUGGCAGGUGCUUUUGGGGUAUGGAGACCAAUGGGUCAGAUAACUCCAUCCCAAUGGCGUAUCUUACGUUAGAUCACCAGCUACAGCCUCUAGCACCAUGUCCAAACUCCAAAGAAUCUAUGGCUGUGUUUGAACAGCACUGUAAAAUGGCACAAGAGUAUAUGAAAGUUCAGACAGAAAUUGCAUUGCUGUUGCAGAGGAAACAAGAGCUAAUAGCAGAACUGGACCAGGAUGAAAAAGACCAGCAAAAUACAUCCCGUCUGGUACAAGAACAUAAAAAGCUGUUAGAUGAAAACAAAAGUCUCUCAACUUACUAUCAGCAAUGCAAAAAACAAUUAGAGGUCAUCAGAAAUCAGCAACAGAAACGGCCAGGCACAUCAUGAUUCCCUGGGACCUUUUGAAUGAAAAAAUAUGCACAGAAAAGACUGCCUUUUUUUUUUUAUUAUCCCUUAUUAUGACAACUCAUGAGUGUUAGCUUCUUGGUGUGGUCUGUAUUUGUCUGCUACACUUAUAACAUCGUUUAAUUUUCCUUUUCCUUUGGUGAACGUUCAGUUCAACAGGUUAAUCAAAUCAGGUGAGAAAACAGCGACAGCGACUUGGAUCAACAGCCCUCAACUUAAAGCAAGUGCAGUAAGCAGUGGCUGUAUGCAUGCUCCUUGUGUGAAGGCUAGCCUAACAAGUGUUAAAGCAGCUGCUAACUCGUAAGAUCUUGUAUUUAGUUUUUGGUGUUACCUCGAUAAGAGCAAAACAAAAACUUCCCUGUUCAAAAAUGGUUUUGUUCUAAUGUCUCAUCUCAAACAGAUUUACAGUAGCAGUUCUUUUCAGGAUUUAAACAUGCAGCAAGCUGCAGAGAUGAUGUUGGCUGACCAGAGUAAUUCAUGAUGCAGAAGUGAUGCCUUUUACCUGUAGACGUAGUGUAUUUUUUUUUUCCCCCACAUGCAAAAUGGUAGUCAAACUGAUGCCAGCAUCUUUGGUUCAGUGCUUGAUAGCCCUGCAUUUUUGACAAAUAUGUUUCUUGUAAUCUUGCAUUCAUAAAAUAUUUGAAGUAAAAAGCUGUAUUUUCUUCACUUUCUUUGGGGGGAUAGUGUGUAAUUUCGUCUGAUUACUGGGCAAAGUUAUGGGCAAAAUUUCAUCUGAUCACUAGGCAAAGUUGGUCUCUUGCAUAAAUGAAAGAAAAAUGUGUGGAAAGUGUCUUUAAAACCUUCAAAGCUUUUGUCCUUCUAGCAUCUUUGGAAGGAAGUUGACAAAGACAGGUUUUUAUGAACUUACUGCCUUAAUAUCAUUUAUUGGAUUUUCCUUACAACUUAUUUGCUGAAAAAUACUUACAUAAAUGUGAAUAAAUUUGUUUGGGAUAGGGAGAGAAGGGUGUGGGGAGAUGCAUUUAUUUUAAAUAGUACAUGAUGAAACAGACUUGACUAUGCAAAUAGCGGAAGCUAUUAAGAAAAUGAGGGAAGUGGCUUAGAUCUCUAUCAGGAAUC